AUGGCUCAGCAACAACGAAAUGAAACGAUAGUACCUAUUUUAGUAACUUAAGAUGAAUAUAAUGAAAUUAUGAAAUAACCAGAUUAUAUACAAUAACAACUCUUAUAAUAAUUGCAACAGAAAAAGUAGGAAUAAUAAUCAUAAAUAUAUCAGCAUCCUUACUUACAAUAUCAAAAUUAAUAAGAAAAUAGUAAUAGGGGAAUCCCUCCUAUCCCUUAACACCCCAACGAUAAGACAUAUUAAUAAUAACAAUACUAUUAAUACACUCCUCAGCAAUAGCUUCUUUAAUAGUAUAAUCAAAAUUUAAAUUAAAAUUUAAUAUAAAAAGAAAUCAUAAACUUGUAACAUAAAGAAAUUGAAGUUGCUGGUGAACAUGAAGUCAACUACUUUAAUCAAAACCUCGCCAAGUUUUUUUCGUUGGAAUUAGCAAUCUCUUUAGUGUUCAAUUUUAUAUCAGCAAUAUUUCGAAUGAAGAUUAUUAAUAGUUAUUGGCAUUGGAGUUGCGGAUUAUGGAUUGUCUUAAUUUCAUAUGUUCUCCUGAAUUUUUUCAUUUUAACCAAUCCAAAGCUAAUUCUAUAAAACAAUCGUUAAAAGUCCAUUUAUGUUGUUCAUGUAGUUUUAUAUUCCUUGUUGAUGUAAGGAUUGUAAACAGCAAUAUAAGGUUAUGAAUACUUCAGAUGGAACUAUUUCUUUUUCUUUUAUUUCAUGAUAGCUGCUUGUCUAAUUUCAGUAGGAAUGACAAUAUCAAAAAAGGGGAUUAAACUUGCUUAGCCAGUUUAUCUACCAGCUGCAGUUGUUCCUGUGUGCUUUGUUUUCCUACUCCAAUUCUUCAUUUCAUAUAAAUUUUAUUGGCCACUUCUUUUAUGGGGAAUUGUUGUAGUGAUUCUUGCAUAAGGAAUAUUAUUGCUUUUUAAAAGAAUAAAUAAAAUUGGAUAUAGCAAACACCAGACCAGUGAUUUUUAUGCGAUGGCAUCUGUUAUGCACAUUCUAAUGAUCAGUCCAUUUUAUGAUAAUGAAUGA
This is a messenger RNA of Paramecium tetraurelia, 1020 nucleotides long. RefSeq lists its product as uncharacterized. Lineage: Eukaryota; Ciliophora; Oligohymenophorea; Peniculida; Parameciidae. The transcript has 3 exons. The record is from RefSeq and is a predicted model, not a curated record.